This is a messenger RNA of Penicillium alfredii, 900 nucleotides long. RefSeq names its product putative cyclin. The record is from RefSeq and is a predicted model, not a curated record. The coding region runs from base 1 to 900 and encodes 299 amino acids. The transcript is spliced from 2 exons. Gene Ontology annotation, molecular function: cyclin-dependent protein serine/threonine kinase regulator activity. Lineage: Eukaryota; Fungi; Ascomycota; Eurotiomycetes; Eurotiales; Aspergillaceae. Gene Ontology annotation, biological process: regulation of transcription by RNA polymerase II. Gene Ontology annotation, cellular component: nucleus.
AUGGCGCCCAACCCCGGACUCAAGCACCUGUCCAAUGCCCUGGCCACCCCCGACCAACUCUCCAAUUCUUCGUCUUCAAUUGAUGGCGUUCCCUCCGACCUCGAGACAUCCAUUCGCUGCGCCGGCGUCCAGCUCACCCAGACGGCCGGCAUUCUCUUGCACCUGUCGCAAGACAUCAUCGCCCAGGCGGUCGUGAUCUUCACGCGCUUCUGGCUGGGCGCGGACGGGGGAAGCUUGCGGAUCUACUCGGCCAAGGAUGUGUCUGCCGCCGCGCUCUACCUGACAGCCAAGCUAUCCUUCCAACCCACCUCACCACGCUCCGUCCUCAACGUCUACACUCUUCUUCUAUCCCCUGGUGCAUCGCCCCUCUGGUUCGUGAACCCGCGUGGGGCACCGAAAGAGCCGCCUUCUCCGGACACUUAUGUUUUGUCCGAGGGCGGGUACCAGUCUGCCCGGCUAGUACUGCUUCGCAUCGAGUCCGUCAUCCUCCGCACUCUCGGCUUUGACACUCAUGUCGCCUUGCCUCAUACCAUCGCCCUGACCUACCUCCAAACCCUGGGUGCGACAAGACCCGCCGUCGCCCGCCGCGUAGUCGAGCAUCUCAACGGCGCACUCCUGUCCCCCCAGCUGCUGUACGUGACCCACCAACCCAACGCCUUAGCUGUAGCCGCCAUCUACCUGGCUGCGCGGGAGGAAGGAGUCAAGUUGGUCGAUGGGGAAUGGUGGGAAGUGUUUGAUGUUGACCGCGAAGAGCUCGGGUUCCUCGUGGUGGGUAUGAAGAGCACGGAAGGGUUCAUGCGCGCAGAGGCCGAGCGGUGGAAGAACAAGACAAUCCCCAUGGUCGUGGAUGAGGUGGAAGCUGAGCUUGAGCGACGACGGAUGAUGGAAGAGGGCGAGUGA